Messenger RNA from Acinonyx jubatus (cheetah), 4873 nucleotides. RefSeq names its product solute carrier family 38 member 9 (gene SLC38A9). Gene Ontology annotation, molecular function: amino acid transmembrane transporter activity. The record is from RefSeq and is a predicted model, not a curated record. Bases 2758 to 4254 code for a protein of 498 amino acids. The transcript is spliced from 15 exons. Lineage: Eukaryota; Metazoa; Chordata; Mammalia; Carnivora; Felidae. Gene Ontology annotation, biological process: amino acid transmembrane transport.
AAACUAGAUCCAAUUAUAUAACAAAAAUGUAUAGCUUUGAAUAUAAAAUAUCCAGUCCUUUGAAUAUAAAAUAUCUGUUUCUUAAUAGCAUCUGUAUGUUUGUAUGUGGGAGAGAAAAAAUAUGAAUACUAUUUCCUCUUUUGUAUCCGAUUUUUUUGACUCAGCUUACCAUCUAUGUUGUGGGAGGGGUUGGGGUAAGAUUUACAGUGAGAUGCAUUUAUGUAAUUCAUUUAACAAAUAUAUUUUGAUUACCUGCUUUGUACAAGGUAAUAUGCUAGGUGCUGGAGAUAAAACAGUAAAAUUAAAUAGUCUUUAUCUUCACUGAAUUUAAAUUCCAGCAGAUAGUUUAAGAUAAUUUGAGUUUAAAUUUUGUUUCAUUGCAUACCUUGAAAGCCCAAAAGAAUUCACUGAAAAAUUAUUAUAAAUAGAGAAUUCAGUAAAGUGGCUGUUUACAAAAUAGGCAAAGAUGAAUAGUAUUCUAGUAAGAAAAUGUAAUGGAAGAAAAGAAAAAAUAUAUGAGUAAUAUUUACAUGUGUAAAAUUUGCAUGAUAGGAACUUUAAAAUACUACUGAGGGAUCUAAAGUAAGAUUCAGAGUAUUUUUUUCAAAUCUGACAUGCUGAUUAUGAGUUGAACUGUUCUUUUUUUUUUUGGUAAUACAAUACUAAGAUAAACUGCUACCAGUACAUCAGAUGUAAUAGUCUCUUAGGACUGAGAAUGUUUUUUUUAAUUUACCAAAAGAAUUCUUGAGCUUAUUUUUGUAUUUUUGGUUAUUUUAUCAUAUAUCUCUUAUGCAAUUAUAAAAAUGAAAAUAUAAGCAAAAUGUAUCAGGUAAGAUAUUACUAAUGCUUCACAUUUCGAAUCUAAUUCUUUGCGAUCAGUUUUAUAAUUUGGUGUCAUCAGAAUUGGUUUUUUCCCCUCCCACACACAAUUGUCCUUUGUAACAUUAAGAACAUUAAUAAUGUCGGGGCGCCUGGGUGGCUCAGUCGGUUGAGCGUCCGACUUCGGCUCAGGUCAUGAUCUCACCGUCCGUGCGUUCCAGCCCCGCAUCGGCCUCUGUGCUGAUGGCUCAGAGCCUGGAGCCUGUUUCAGAUUCUGUGUCUCCCUCUCUCUCAGACCCUCCCCCGUUCAUGCUCUGUCUCUCUAUGUCUCAAAAAUAAAUAAACGUUAAAAAAAAAAAAAGAACAUUAAUAAUGUAGUAUUUGUUGAAAGAAUUUUGUUUCAAAUCACUGACACCUUUUAGUUUUGAUGCUUGCACUUUCCUGAUCUUACCAGAAGGUGUCAGCAAAGGUUUUCUGGCAAUAUCAUCGCUUAUAUUUCUUCUUAAAUGGUCCUUAAAUGGUUUGAUAAGUGAAGUGACCAGGAAUUACAGUUACCUGUCAUACCAUCAGGAAUAAUUACUUCUAUGACUGCCACCUGGCUGACAGUGAUUAAAAGGUCUAUGGGAUUAUGAGAUGCAUUCGUAUCUUAGAAAUGUAUAUAUGUUAGAAUUGGUAAAAUAUGACAUAUAAUGAAAAAGCAUAAUUUGCACUCAGUGGAAUGAUUCUAAAAUACAAUAAUACAAUGUCAUGCUCUUUAAUUUUAGUCCAUAAUUUAGUGUUUCCCCCAACCCCAAAAUGCCAGCAGCCAAUUCCAAAGUUUAUAUGGCCCAGGAAUUUCACUACUUGUAAGCAUGAACUCACGAUGUCAAAUAAUAUAUGUACAAGGUUGUUUAAUGCAUUAUUUUAUAAUAAUAGUAAAAUAUUUAAAACCAUCAAAAUGUCUUUUUUUACAGGACUGAAUAAAUUUUGGCAUAUUGAUACAAUGGAAUAUUUUCCCCCAUUAAAAAGAAAGAAGUGGCUUUAUUACAUAUUAAAAUGGAACAAGUCUUCAACUUACUUUGUUAAAUCAAAAAAAUGAAGAAUAGUGUGUAUAGAGUACCAUAGUUUGGGUUAAAAUAAAUUUAAAAAACUGUAUAUGAUACAAUAUGUAUAAGUGACUCUGGAAGAAUAAGUAGUAAACUGUAAGAGUGGUUGCCUCCUCAGAGAGAAAGUUAGGAGGUGGGCGGUGUGGCAGAUGCUGUGUGGUAAAUACCCAACAACUGUUCAACCACCCUAUCUAUUCCUUGCCAACAGGAUUUUAAUUUUGUUGACUGUGGCAAUAGGUUCCAAUCCAGGAGUUACAGGAGGAUGGUUUAAACUAGUCUUGAUAAUCCUAUUUCUAUUAUCCAGAUACUUAGUUCUUCAGUCUUUCUUGAAACUAGAGAUGGCAAUGUGAAAAUUGUCUUAUGAGAAAUAUAGUAGCCAUCAGAGAAGAUAAUGAAAUGAGUCUUACAAUUUUCACUUGUUUAUUCCAACAUCAAGUGAAUACAAGAACUCAUGAAUGCUUAUUGAAUGCUCAAGAUGUCCUUAAAACCUCUAAAUUCUAUGAUAAUUGACCACUGUGACAAUAGAACAUAGGUCAUUAAAAUGCAUUCCAUUGCAAUAAGUUGGCAGGAGUUCAGACAGUUCUGUGAGAAUUUGUUUAACUGUGUAGAUUAAAUGGAAAUAUAUUUUCUCUAAUAAAACUUGUCAAAAUGAGAAAGAAUCAACUAUUGACAAUCAUGGGAUAACUACAUAGGCACUCAGCAUCUCGAUGAAAACUGUCGGAAAAGAAAAACUUUCAGAGUCAUUCUGCUCUCAGAGUACCCAAGCCAACUAAACUGGCCUUUCUAUAUAGAGCCCACAAACAUCGUCAAUGUGAAUGAUGUCAUUCAGAGGGUUAGCGACCAUGCCUCUGCCAUGAACAAGAGGAUUCAUUACUACAGCCGGCUCACCGCUCCUGCAGACAAGGCACUGAUUGCUCCAGAUCAUGUAGUUCCAGCUCCAGAAGAGUGCUAUGUAUAUAGUCCAUUGGGUUCUGCUUAUAAACUCCAAAGUUACACUGAAGGAUAUGGUAAAAACACCAGUUUAGUAACCAUUUUUAUGAUUUGGAAUACCAUGAUGGGAACAUCUAUACUAAGUAUUCCUUGGGGCAUGAAACAGGCUGGCUUUACUACUGGAAUGUGUGUCAUCAUGCUGAUGGGCAUUUUAACACUUUAUUGCUGCUAUAGAGUAGUGAAAUCACGAGCUAUGAUAUCAUCAGUGGAUACCACUACCUGGGAAUAUCCAGAUGUCUGCAGAUAUUAUUUUGGCUCCUUUGGACAGUGGUCAAGUCUCCUUUUCUCUUUGGUGUCUCUUAUUGGAGCAAUGAUAGUUUAUUGGGUGCUUAUGUCUAAUUUUCUUUUUAAUACUGGAAAGUUUAUUUUUAAUUUUAUUCAUCACAUUAAUGACACAGAUGCUGUACUGAGUACCAAUGAUAGCAACCCGGUGAUUUGUCCAAGUGCUGGGAGUGGUGGCCACCCUGACAAUGGCUCUAUGAUUUUCUAUGCCAAUGACACAGGACUGCAGCAGUUUGAAAAGUGGUGGAAUAAGUCUAAGACAGUGCCCUUUUACCUCAUAGGGCUCCUGCUGCCACUGCUCAAUUUCAAAUCUCCUUCAUUUUUUUCAAAAUUUAAUAUCCUAGGCACAGUAUCUGUUCUCUAUUUGAUUUUCCUUGUCACCUUGAAGGCCAUUCGCUUGGGAUUUCAUUUGGAAUUUCAUUGGUUUAUGCAAACAGAAUAUUUUGUACCAGAGAUAAGAUUUCAGUUUCCACAGCUGACUGGAGUGCUUACCCUUGCUUUCUUUAUUCAUAAUUGUAUUAUCACACUCUUGAAGAACAACAAGAAUCAAGAAAAUAAUGUGAGAGACUUGUCCAUUGCUUAUAUGCUGGUGACAUUAACCUACCUCUAUAUUGGAGUCCUGGUUUUUGCUUCAUUUCCUUCACCACCAUUAACCAAAGACUGCAUAGAGCAGAAUUUUUUAGACAACUUCCCUAGCAGUGACAUCCUGUCCUUCAUUGCAAGGAUAUUCCUGCUGUUCCAGAUGAUGACUGUAUACCCACUCCUAGGCUAUUUGGCUCGAGUUCAGCUAUUGGGCCAUGUCUUCGGUGACAUUUAUCCUAGCGUUUUCCACGUGCUGAUUCUUAAUCUAAUUAUUGUGGGAGCUGGAGUAAUCAUGGCCUGUUUCUACCCAAACAUAGGAGGAAUCAUAAGGUAUUCAGGAGCAGCAUGCGGCCUGGCCUUUGUAUUCAUAUACCCAUCUCUCAUCUAUAUAAUUUCCCUCCACCAAGAAGACCGUCUGACAUGGCCGAAAUUAAUCUUUCACGUUUUCAUCAUCAUUUUGGGCCUGGCUAAUUUGAUUGUUCAGUUUUUGAUGUGAAAUACUCAAUGUUUUCUCAAGAUCUUUUGUGGUAUUUUCAACUUUGAUAACAAUUCCACAUAAAUUCACUUGUAAAUGGUGUUAUUGCUGUAAUUCUAAAUGUUUUCCUAAGAUAAUUUGGGGGGAAACAAAGGGAAAUGGAGGUCCAUUAAUAAGUAAUUUUGAUUAGAGUGGAAAAGGGGGCAAUGAUCUUUAUCUUUUUUCAUAUUCACCACCUCCUCAUUCUCACUGUCUUUUCUGAGUAGAAGCAUAAGCCCUUAGGAAAAAUCACGCUGGUUUUUGCUUUUACAGUUUUAAGGUGCAUAGGUUUAUUUUGACUACAGUAAAGAUUCUCAGGGUGUCACAGCAACUAUUGCCAGAUGCUAUUUCUGUUUUAUGUUUGAAUGUAUUCACUUUCAUUUUAUUACUUGCUAGAUCAUUUCUGCAGUUUGUCCAAACAUUUACUGUUUGGGACAGUAAACCAAAUACCUCAUUUUUAAAAAGAAAUUUCCAUGGCAUCAGUGUUAAUAGAGUGAACUCUUAACUGCAUCCUUAAUCUCUGUUUAAAAGAGAGAAAGAAUGUCAGUAUAGGCUUUGUGGUCAUGAAAUUUACACAAAAUAAAAGAACUGGGAGAGUUUA